AUGGAGGUCGGUUCUCGAAGCUUUGGUGGAGGUGCGAUUUGGUGGAGGUUAGAUUGGGAGGUGCGAUUUGGGGGAGGUUCGAUUUGGAGGUGCGAUUUGGUGGAGGUUGCAAGCGGCCUUUCCGGCGAAUUUCUAGCUGGGCCUUUUUCAGGCAGUGGAUGUGCAGCCAAUACCAAGAGCUUCAGUUUGAUUGAAGAGAUACUUGAAGAUCAGAAGCAGUACAAAGAUAUUACUGAUGAAGGGUUUACUGUUCGUUUUAUUUGUUUAUAUGGGAAAGCAGGCAUGUUUGAUCAUGCCCAUAAACUGUUCGACGAAAUGCCUGAACUAAAUUGUAAAAGAACUGUGUUAUCCUACAAUGCCCUCUUGGGGACUUGUGUUAAUUCGAAGAAUUUUGAUAAGGUUGAUGGGUUUUUCCGUGAAUUACCUGGGAAGUUGUCAAUUAAGCCUGAUGUUGUGUCUUAUAAUACUGUGAUCAAGGCUUUUUGUGAGAUGGGUUCUUUAGAUUCCGCUCUUUCGUUGCUCGAUGAAAUGGAAAAAGAGGGAUUAAGGCCAAAUUUGAUCACUUUUAAUAUCUUGCUUGAUGCAUUCUACAGGAAAUUAAGGUUCUUGGAUGGUGAUAAAUUGUGGGUAUGAUGGAAAAGUAUAAUGUAGUUCCUGAUAUCAUAAGUUAUAAUAAGAAGUUACGAGGAUUGGUGUUAGAAGAAAAGAUGCAGGAUGCAGUGGACUUUGUUCAGGAAAUAUUGUCUAAGGGUUUGAAGCUUGAUGUUUACACUUAUAAUAUUUUGUUCAGUGGCUUCUGCAGGGAUGGGAAGUAUUUAGAGGAGGCCGUAAAAUGGUUUGAUGAAAUGAUGAAAAACAAGUGUCCACCGGACCGCCUGACAUUUUCUACAUUGCUAAGAUAUGCUUGUGAUAACAAAGAUUUCCGUUUUGGUUCUCGGUUGUGUAGAUUAUUGUUUUAUCGUCGUUGUCGGUUGAAUGAGGGAGGCUUGAUUCAGAAGGUUAUUGAUGGGUUAGUGAGGCAGUCCAACAUCAGGGAAGCUGAGAUAUUGGUGAAAUUUGGAAAGGAUAGUAGAUAUUCUUGUUAUCACAACCUUAAAAUGCCUAAGUUUGAUACUUAGUAUAGAUUCCCUGCCCUGUGUUAUGUUUCGGGUAAUUAGAUCAAAGUUGUUUGUUAUUUAGCUCUGUUUAAAGAUGCUGAAUUAAAGUAGUGAAUCAGGUAUGACUAUCUUUAAUUCCUUAUAGCAUAUAUAUUAUGUUUUCAUUAUUUAUUAAUGAAAUUGACCUUAUUUUGAUAUAUAAAAUGAAGUAUAUUUUUGAUGCUUUA
Molecule: messenger RNA, 1324 nt
Organism: Chenopodium quinoa (quinoa)
Lineage: Eukaryota; Viridiplantae; Streptophyta; Magnoliopsida; Caryophyllales; Amaranthaceae
Product: pentatricopeptide repeat-containing protein At3g13160, mitochondrial-like
Exons: 2
Coding region: 1-633 (210 amino acids)
Cellular component (GO): chloroplast
Molecular function (GO): protein binding
Source: RefSeq, a predicted model, not a curated record